ACCAGUGCUGCUAGCUUACAGUACGCAUGCGCGAGCGACGCUAGUACUCGACUUCAGACUCGCGCAGCUUUGUGCUAAUUCUCAGUCUAAAGGAGAAAAGUUAUUUUUGAGGGACUACUUAAGAUGUCUUCCUCUAAACAGCUGCUCUAAGUGGGGUCAGAGAUGGCCGCAGACGUCGAUAAAAGGAGCCCGGAGACGGACUCUAACGGGCACCCGGCCACGGGCUCUGGGUCCUGGUUCUCCAGGGGGACGUGGACCUUGCUGGUGUUCUGCGCUGUGCCGCUUCUAGCGUUUGGGAUUAAGCACUACCAGGAUGUCCAGCUCCUCAAACGUCACAAAGAGAGCGUUCGAACUCUUGGUGCCGAGGGCCUUUUUCUCUUCUCCUCCUUGGACGCCGACCACGACCUCUAUCUCAGUCCCGAGGAGUUCAAACCCAUUGCGGAGAAACUCACAGGGAUCACAGCCCCAGUGGAUUUGGAGGAGGAGGAGAUUCAUGACCCAAAUGGGGAGACUUUGAUCUUGGAAGCCAAAAUGCAGGCUCUGCUGCUCGACUCCAUGACGAAAAGCAAGGACGGUUUCCUGGGAGUUUCUCACAGCUCGCUAAGCGGCCUUCGCUCUUGGAAGAGCCCUGCGGUGCCUUCGCUGUCUUUCUUUGCCAGCCAGUUCAGAGCAUUUCUACCCCCAAAAAACAAGAUGGAGGUUGGAGACACUUGGUGGGUGAUUCCCAGUGAGCUCAACAUCUUCACUGGAUACCUGCCCAACAAUCGGUACCACCCUCCCGCCCCAAAAGGCAAAGAAGUUCUCAUCCACUCCUUGUUGAGCAUGUUCCACCCUCGGCCCUUCAUCAAAUCACGUUUCGCUCCACAGGGAACAGUCGCCUGCAUUCGUGCCAGCAGCGAUUUUUAUUAUGACAUCGUCUUCAGGAUUCACGCAGAGUUCCAGCUCAACGAGGUCCCCAACUUUCCCUUCUGGUUCACUCCGGGACAGUUCACAGGCAACAUCGUCCUCUCGAAAGACGCUUCGCACGUCCGCCACCUCCACCUCUACGUCCCUAAUGACCGGUCUCUCAACGUGGACAUGGAGUGGCUGUACGGAGCCAGUGAGAGCAGCAACAUGGAGGUCGACAUCGGAUACCUGCCUCAGUUGGAGCUGCAGUCAUCAGGCCCGUCCACUCCCUCCACCAUCAUGGACGAGGAGGGAAAUGUCAUUGACAGCAGAGGCGCUGGCGGCGGAGAGCCGAUCCAGUUUGUUUUCGAGGAAAUUCAUUGGAGUUCAGAGAUCAGUCAGGAAGAAGCCUUAAGACGCUUGGAGGUGACCUUCUACCCGUUUAAGAAGGUGCCAUACUUGCCUUUUCCAGAGGCUUUUGAGCGAGCUGAGGCAGAGAAGAAGCUGGUGCAUUCUAUUCUGCUCUGGGGAGCUUUAGACGACCAGUCCUGCUGAGGUUCGGGGCGAACUCUCCGGGAGACAGUCCUGGAAAGUUCGCCCGUUCUGGCUCUGCUCAACCAGAGCUUCAUCAGCAGCUGGUCUCUGGUCAAAGAGCUGGAGAACAUGCAGGCUGACGACCAGAACCCUGCUCUGAGUACAAAGGCCCGUUUACACCUGGAAAAUUACAGUUUCCCAGUAGAGAUGAUGGUGGCCCUGCCUAAUGGAACCAUUGUCCACCACAUUAAUGCUAACUACUUCCUGGACCAAACAGCCAUGAAGCCUGAGGACGAAGGAGCAACUCUGAGCUUUUCUGGGGGGUUUGAAGACCCCUCCACAUCCACGUAUAUUACCUUCCUGAAAGAGGGGCUGGAGAAAGCGAAGGAGUACAUGGCACAGUAACGUGCUCAUAGAGACUUUCAACUUCUGAAAGGGACAAUUAUUCUGAUUAUUAAGAAAACACCAACAAUAUAUAGAUUGUCUAAUCUGUGUUGGCAGCUGGGAAACAAGUUUGCCUUUUGUCCUCCGUUCCUCAUUUGAGCAUUUUUCUUGGUUAAAAAUGACGUUUUUAUACAGGUUUUGUAUUCUGAGUGCACACGACUGACGUGCCUGCAGCUGCAGGUUAGUCAUUAAAAAUGUCAGCGGAGGCGUGUCACGUGACAUCCCAACACAACGCGCCGCCUAAAGCUGAUUGUUUUCAGUGUUUAAAGCAGAUCUUCCUGCUGUUCUUGGCGCUCUCAGUGGAGGUGAUGUUGUUGCCUCCAGCUGUGUCUCUGCAGUUUGUGAAGACUUCACCUGAAAGCUCUCUGAGCUGGGGGGCGUCUGAUUUUGUUGCCGGGGCUGCUGGAGGAAACUCCAUCCUCUCACUCGGAGGAGCGCACAAAACCAGCAGGAAACAAAAAAAAAAAAACUGAGCUAGACUGUUGCACAUAAAAUUAUAUUAUUUUAGAGUUUGAAACUGUGUUAAAAAUGUUUUUGCUUUUGUGAAUCAGAUGAAAUCCAAACCAAAAAGUGUUGUUUUGUUUGUUUGUCAGAUAAAUUCAGUCACACUUUUUUAUACUUAACGAAUAUGAAACAACUUAUUUUACAUUUUAGCAACAAAAAAAAAAAAAAAAUCAGUGCUGUGUAGGUUAAACUGACAAUUUGCAUGUUCUUGACAUGUUUCUUCUCACGUCUCUGGAUGUACAUCAACAACUCAUGAACUUUGACCUCAUUUAAGAUGGCUGCCACAGCUAACUGUCUUUAGCAAAGAAUGUCAGUAGGUCAUGAAUACUGAGCUGAAGUUUUGUGAGCAAGUAGCUGAGAAUCAUGAACACAAACUCUUGAGUGCCAACAGAUUGCACAAUACUAGAAUUUUAAAUUUGACAUGUAUAAAAUCCUGUCCGUACGAUGUUUAAAGCAGUCAAGGGGCUGGAACUGGAAAAUAAAUUGUAUUAAAA
Nematolebias whitei (Rio pearlfish) is the source of this 2861-nucleotide messenger RNA. It is a transcript of the gene selenon, whose product is annotated as selenoprotein N. The transcript has 12 exons. Gene Ontology annotation, biological process: calcium ion homeostasis; skeletal muscle fiber development. The record is from RefSeq and is a predicted model, not a curated record. Gene Ontology annotation, cellular component: endoplasmic reticulum membrane. NCBI's taxonomy places the organism in Eukaryota, Metazoa, Chordata, Actinopteri, Cyprinodontiformes, Rivulidae.